GCUGUCCUGUUGUUUGCCUUGCUUUUUGAAUUGAGCUGGAGCAGCACACUAACACCGUCUCUGCAAUAGUGUCGAGUAGUUAGCUGUCAACAAACUGAAGUAGUCAUUUUGGACUAUUGUCAUUUAUAAAAACCAACAUGCAUUGAUACUAGACCCGUGAUUUUACGGAGCGAUGUUACAGCUGUUUUAAAGAGCGUUUUGAACCGAAGAGGAAUUGUGACGAGUUCUUAAUUGUGUUGUUGACUUACUAGCUUGGUGGCUAGCUAGGUCAGCUAGAAAGCUUGUUAAAUAUUACUGAUUCAGCGGCCAGUUGAGAUUCAUUAGCUAGUAUUUUUUUUAGAAGGCAUCAAAACAGUCGGUUCCUGCCAUGGCUGACAGCAGCAUAUUGACUUUAGGGACAGCUCGGAGUCUGUUGGUGGAUUCUUCGGUCUAUGAUUCCAGGAUUGCUGAAACCACCAAGGAUCAUGUAUUUCUGGGCAUGGGAUGUGAAGAUGGGGAAGAUAUGCUGCCAAAAGUGGAGACACGGGUUGUUCUGGUGGGAGAAGCAGGCAGAAAUAGAGAGCUGGCCAAAGCACUGCAGGCCAUCAGAGUAAUGGAGGUACCUGUGGUAAAGAUAAGAAAAGGCGAGGCGGGUGCCGAGGAGAAAAUGAUGAUAAAAUCUAUAGUCAAUAUGGACAUCAACACCCCAUUCAUAAUGACAGAUAGCGUCCAGGAGUUUGGGGAUGGAGAGAACACUGAGUUUGAGACGGUGUUUGUUCUCACACACUUUGAUUCUCCUGAAUACAACUACCUCUACAAACAUGAACACCGCAUUGUUGGGCCUCCUGUUGUGCUGCACUGUGCUGCGAAGGAUGAACCUCUCCAGUUUUCAUGUCGACCUCUCUACUCCACCACCAUGUUAAACCUGUCACUGUGCUUCACUGGAUUCAGGAACAAAGAGGAAAUGAAAAACUUGGUGAAUCUGGUUCAUCACAUGGGUGGGACCAUACGGAAAGACUUUAGCACAAAGGUCACUCAUCUUGUUGCAUACUCCACUCAUGGAGAGAAAUACAGGCUGGCAGUGUGCAUGGGGACACCCAUCCUCACUCCAUCAUGGAUUCUUAAGGCCUGGGAAAGAAGAGAUUAUGUAAAUUUCCAUGCAGGUGAUGAGGAGUUUCGAACUGAGUUCAAAGUGCCCCCGUUUCAGGACUGCGUUCUCAGUUUUUUGGGGUUUUCUGAGGAAGAGAAGGCCAACAUGGAAGAGAGGACUCUUAAACACGGUGGCACGUACCUUGAGGUUGGAAAUGAAAGGUGUACGCACAUGGUUGUGGAGGAAAACCUGGUAAAGGAGCUACCAUUUUCUCCCUCCAAGAACCUAUUUGUGGUCAAACAAGAGUGGUUCUGGGGAAGUAUUCAGAUGGAUGCUCGAGCUGGAGAAUCCAUGUACCUCUAUGAGAAGAAUGACAGCCCAGCUAUGAAGAAAGCAGUGUCCCUCCUUUCCCUCACCACCCCAAACAGUAACCGUAAGCGUCGACGUCUGAAGGACACAUUGGCUCAGCUCACCAAGGAAACAGAGAUCUCUCCCUUCCCUCCGCGCAAAAGACCGUCAGCAGAGCACUCGUUGUCUAUUGGUUCACUGCUGGACAUUUCUAAUACUCCAGAGACAUGCAAGGCUUUGGCAGAAGACAGAGUAGGAGACAGUUUUGUGACCAAGACUAGGAUAGGAAGAAGGAAAACCAGGGAAAGGAGUAGGACAGACAGGGAGGAGAGGAGAAAAAGGUCUCACCUGACUACAAAUGCUUGUCAACAACCAGAAGAAGAGCAGCACCAGGGAACUUAUGGAGAGAGUUCGAAGCCUUCUAAGAGUUCAACUCCGGUUCUUUCCAAGCAGUCAGCCAGGUGGCAGGUCUCCAAGGAGCUCUACCAAACUGAAAGCAACUAUGUAGACAUUUUAAGCACCAUCCUACAGCUUUUCAAGCAUCCAUUGGAAAAAGAGGGACAGGUGGGUGGACCUAUCCUGGCUCAAGAGGAGAUUAAGACAAUAUUUGGCAGCAUCCCAGACAUCUAUGAAGUUCAUACCAGAAUAAAGAAUGAUCUUGAGGAGCUCCUCACAGACUGGUCAGAAAACAGAAGCGUUGGAAACAUCAUUCUGAAAUACUCUAAAGAGCUGGUGAAGGCCUAUCCCCCCUUUGUCAACUUUUUUGAAAUGAGCAAAGAGACCAUUGUUCGGUGUGAGAAACAAAAACCACGCUUUCAUGCAUUCCUCAAGAUUAACCAGGCCAAGCCAGAAUGUGGCAGGCAGACACUGGUGGAGCUGCUCAUAAGACCAGUACAGAGACUGCCUAGCGUGGCCCUUCUUCUUAAUGACAUAAAGAAACAUACAUCGGAUGACAACCCAGACAAGAUAACACUGGAGAAAGCAAUUGAGUCUCUGAAAGAAGUCAUGACCCACAUUAAUGAGGACAAAAGGAAAACUGAAGGCCAGAAGCAAAUCUUUGAUGUUGUUUAUGAAGUUGAUGGUUGUCCUGCCAACCUGCUGUCCUCCCAUCGUAGCCUCGUUUACCGAGUAGAAACCAUUGCUCUGGGAGAUCAGCCAUGUGACCGUGGUGAAAAUGUCACACUGUUCCUCUUCAAUGACUGUCUUGAGAUUGCGAGGAAGCGACACAAGGUGAUCAAUACGUUCAAGAGUCCGCUGGGACAGACGAGACCACCGCCCCCACUGAAACACAUAGCAUUAAUGCCGCUGUCUCAGAUUCGACGAGUGCUGGACUUGCAAGACACAGAAGAGUGUGUGAAUGCAUUCGCCUUGGUGGUUCGCCCUCCGACUGAACAGGAGAACUUGUUGUUCAGCUUCCAACUGGCGGGAGAGGAAACGGUUAAAAGCGCCUGGCUGCGAACACUUUGCCGCCAUGUAGCCAACACCAUCUGCAGGGCUGAUGCGGAAGACCUUAUUCAGUGUACAAACCCAGACUCACUGCAGGUCAGCACCAAGGAUAUGGACAGCACCUUGAGCAAAGCCUCCAGGGCCAUCAAGAAAACCUCUAAAAAGGUGACAAGAGCGUUUUCUUUCACCAAGACCCCAAAGCGUGUGAUCCAGAGGGCAUUCAUGGCCAACAGUCCUUCAGAUGAGAAAAGCCAAAGGCUGAGCUGUGAAAACCGCGUUGGCAGCAGCACCACGUUGGCUAUGCCCCGCGCUGCCUCAACAUUCAGUUUGAAUGAUUCUACCAAAAGCAGUGCCGUGGUGCAGCGCUCUAACUCUCUGGACCACCCUCCAAUCAGAUUCAAGAUCCCUGAUCGUAUGCGAACCCCCUGCACUCCCCCCAAAAAUCCUGUCCCCAAAAUUGCUUCCGAGUUGAGCUAAGACCCCUAGCUUAAUGCUUGCUCUGUCACCAGAGAAUCUAAGCCCAUUUUUAAUGAUUCUUUAUUUAAUCAACCAGCACUAACUCAUUCCAGCCUCCCUGUUUCCUGGGAGUCGUCCUGUUUAAAUCUUCCCACCUCUGCUUCUACUUCAGCUGUCCAAAACUCCACACAGCUCAACUCUAAACAUUCCCGAUCCAAAUCUCGACAACAUUUGUCCAGACCGCUGCCCUCUGUAGGAUUCCAAGCAAGCUCUCCAGGUCCUCAACCUUUUAAUGCCAAACGUAGGGUCUUUCCUGAGUCAUGCAGAAAUCCUCAAGUUCCCAUGGAUCCACAGAAGGCUGUUGUGACCAGUCCUCGCAAAGAGACUCUGCUUUAAAUGAUCGCUGAGCUUUGUCCUGGAGUUUGACGUGAGCAGACAUUAUUGUUGUCCACUUUCAGUCUCGGGUGCACCAAUUCAUUUUCCAUUUUAAACUAAUCCUCAUUAAACUGUCUUGGCACAUUUGCCUUUUUAAUAUCAGAGUAUCACUGGUGCAUUUCUAGUCCCAAAUCAACUCCUUAGAAGCUGAGACCCUGCAAAAUGAAAAAUACAAAUAAAAGAUUUGCUCCACAGCCCAAGUCGGAUCGACACAGACGAGAUUCCAUCAGUUUGCGUAUAAUGCUUCUCUCCACUGGAGAUUGGUAUACGUGUAAAGGGUGGAGAUUUUAAGGGUUGAUUUGGAGUAAUUUUUCUGAAGAAUGUCUUAGAUCACGGAGUGGUGGUGGAUGGGAAUAUUAACCAGGUGGUGUACAGUGUACAUGUUAGUAAUGAGCAGGGGUCACGAAGAGCUGGGACUGUCAUUCCAGAUUGAUACCUCUUAUUUUGGGGGAGAGAUUUAGAUGUGAAGUCUUGAUUUCACAAACAGAUAGUUUCAUUUUGCAUUGAGCCAACUCAUGAAUAUUAAAAAGGAAUGAUUCAGUUACCGUUACAACUAUAAGACAGGAUGAUUUGUCUCUUAUCGACCUUUGUUUUGAUCAAAGCCAUUCUUUUCAGUGCCACUUGAAGAAAAUAUCAAGAAUAAAAAUCAAAAUGUCAAA
Molecule: messenger RNA, 4413 nt
Organism: Neolamprologus brichardi
Lineage: Eukaryota; Metazoa; Chordata; Actinopteri; Cichliformes; Cichlidae
Gene: ect2
Product: epithelial cell transforming 2
Biological process (GO): mitotic cytokinesis; intracellular signal transduction; activation of GTPase activity
Cellular component (GO): cell cortex; nucleus
Molecular function (GO): guanyl-nucleotide exchange factor activity; GTPase activator activity
Source: RefSeq, a predicted model, not a curated record